This is a messenger RNA of Pipistrellus kuhlii (Kuhl's pipistrelle), 3124 nucleotides long. RefSeq names its product two pore segment channel 1 (gene TPCN1). The transcript is spliced from 28 exons. Lineage: Eukaryota; Metazoa; Chordata; Mammalia; Chiroptera; Vespertilionidae. Gene Ontology annotation, biological process: monoatomic ion transport; transmembrane transport. Gene Ontology annotation, cellular component: lysosomal membrane; endosome membrane. The coding region runs from base 274 to 2724 and encodes 816 amino acids. The record is from RefSeq and is a predicted model, not a curated record. Gene Ontology annotation, molecular function: voltage-gated channel activity; monoatomic ion channel activity.
GGUGGCAGCGGCCAAAGUGGCGGCGGCGGCGGCUGCAACAACUCCGCGCUCGGGGCUGUGGCGGCGGCGGCGGCGGCGGCGGCGCCAGCAGGCUGGGCUGCACGGUGCCGAGCCCGGCGCGCGGUCCGGGCUGCUGGGGCGGCGCGUAUGAUGCCCCAAAUGGAGGAGUCUCUGAGAAGCAUCUCUGGGCCAGAGGCUUUGAAAGGGAGCGCAGAGCAGAGACUCUUUACAGCCCUGGACAUCACAUCCUGAGGCCCGGCAGGAGAGAAGACCAUGGCCAUGAACUUGGAUGACGACGUUCCCCUCAUCCUGACCUUGGAGGAGGGCGGCAGCGCCCCACUGGCUCCUUCCAACAGCUUGGGCCAAGAGGAGCUGCCGGACAGAAAUGGAGGCAGUUAUGCCGCCCACGGCUCCCAGGCCUCCAGCCUGAGCUCAGAGGGCGAGAGCUUCCCCUCAAGCCCCACUGGACACCACUGGGAGAUGAAUUAUCAGGAGGCGGCCAUCUACCUCCAGGAAGGCGAGAAUAACGACAAGUUCUUCACCCACCCCAAGAAUGCCAAAGCGCUGGCGGCCUACCUCUUCGCACACAACCACCUCUUCUACCUGAUGGAGCUGGCCACGGCCCUGCUGCUGCUGCUGCUGUCGCUGUGCGAGGCGCCUGCCGUGCCCGCGCUCCGCCUCGGCAUCUACGUCCACGCGACCCUGGAGCUGUUCGCCCUGAUGGUGGUCGUCUUCGAACUCUGCAUGAAGCUGCGGUGGCUGGGCCUCCACACCUUCGUCCGGCAUAAGCGGACCAUGGUCAAGGCCUCCGUGCUGGUGGUGCAGUUCAUCGAGGCCAUCGUGGUGCUGGUGCGGCAGACGUCCCACAUGCGGGUGACCCGGGCACUGCGCUGCAUCUUCCUGGUGGACUGUCGGUACUGCGGUGGCGUCCGGCGUAACCUUCGGCAGAUCUUCCAGUCCCUGCCCCCCUUCAUGGACAUCCUGCUGCUGCUGCUCUUCUUCAUGAUCAUCUUCGCCAUCCUCGGUUUCUACUUGUUCUCCCCUAAUCCUUCGGACCCCUACUUCAGCACCCUGGAGAGCAGCAUCGUCAGUCUGUUCGUCCUCCUGACCACAGCCAAUUUCCCAGACGUGAUGAUGCCUUCCUACUCCCGGAACCCCUGGUCCUGCGUCUUCUUCAUCGUGUACCUCUCCAUCGAGCUGUACUUCAUCAUGAACCUGCUGCUGGCCGUGGUGUUCGACACCUUCAACGACAUCGAGAAACGCAAGUUCAAGUCUUUGCUAUUGCACAAGCGAACUGCCAUCCAGCACGCCUAUCGCCUGCUCGUCAGCCAGCGGAGGCCCGCCGGCAUCUCCUACAGGCAGUUCGAAGGCCUGAUGCGCUUCUACAAGCCCCAGGUGAAUGCCUGGGAGCGCUACCUGACUUUCAAGGCCCUGAAUCAGAGCAACACCCCUCUGCUCAGCCUGAAGGACUUUUACGAUAUCUAUGAAGUCACCGCCUUGAAGUGGAAGGCGAAGAAGAACAGAGAGCACUGGUUCGAUGAGCUUCCCAGGACAGCCUUCCUCAUCUUCAAAGGGGUUAACAUCCUGGUGAAGUCCAAAGCCUUUCAGUAUUUCAUGUACCUGGUGGUGGCGGUCAACGGGGUCUGGGUCCUCGCGGAGACCUUCAUGCUGAGAGGUGGGAACUUCUUCUCCAAGCAUGUGCCCUGGAGCUCCCUCGUCUUCCUCACCAUCUACGGCGUGGAGCUGUUCCUGAAGGUGGCGGGCCUGGGCCCCGUGGAGUACCUGUCCUCCGGCUGGAACCUGUUCGACUUCUCCGUCACAGCCUUCGCCUUCCUGGGCCUGCUGGCGCUGGCCUUCAACAUGGAGCCCUUCUACUUCAUCGUGGUCCUGCGGCCGCUCCAGCUGCUGAGGCUGUUCAAACUGAAGAAGCGCUACCGCAACGUGCUGGACACCAUGUUUGAGCUGCUGCCCCGGAUGGCCAGCCUGGGCCUCACCCUGCUCAUCUUCUACUACUCCUUCGCCAUCGUGGGCAUGGAGUUCUUCUGCGGGAUCCUCUACCCCAACUGCUGCAACACAAGCACAGUGGCUGACGCCUACCGCUGGCGCAACCACACAGUGGGCAACAGGACGGUCGUGGAGGACGGCUACUAUUAUCUCAACAACUUCGACAACAUCCUGAACAGCUUCGUGACCUUGUUCGAGCUCACAGUUGUCAACAACUGGUACAUCAUCAUGGAAGGCGUCACCUCUCAGACCUCCCACUGGAGCCGCCUCUACUUCAUGACCUUCUACAUCGUGACCAUGGUGGUGAUGACCAUCAUCGUGGCCUUCAUCCUCGAGGCCUUCGUCUUCCGAAUGAACUUCAGCCGCAAGAACCAGGACUCGGAAGUUGACGGUGGUAUCACCGUGGAGAAGGAACUGUCCAAGGACGAGCUGCUCGCCAUCCUCAAGCUGUCCCGGGAGGCGCGGGACGCGGCCGCCGACGUCCCCCGGCUGCUCAAGGUCCUCUCCCAGAUGGAGAGGAACGAGCAAAGCGCCGUGGUGUUCCUGGGACGGAGGUCCCGGACCAAGAGUGACCUGAGCCUGAAGAUGUACCAGGAGGAGAUCCGGGAGUGGUACGAGGAACACGCCCGGAAGCAGGAGCAGGAGCAGUCGGACGGCAGCGGUGCCCCCGCCACCCAGCAGCCCCCAGGCAGCCGCCAGCGCUCGCAGACCAUCACCUAAGCCAGCUCGCUCCUUCCCGGAAGCCAUCUCUCUAUGCAAUAACACAUAGCACUAUUUUACUACGAUGUAUCGGGAUAACGUGCAUAUAUACCUAUGCACACGUCCACAUAUAUGCACCUAUUUAUAGGCAGCGGAGAAGACAGGUGGGGUUUGGUCUGUCACCUCCUGGCCCUGUCUUCCUUAACUCCGGGAGCCAGUUUGCUCUGGGCGCAGCCAGGCAGAAAGCGCUGGGACGGACUCUGCCCCCUCCGCGGGCUGGCCCUCCGGCCUCCCCAGGCCACACUCACACCCACGCCUUCCUGCCGCCUCCAGGCCCCGUCCCAGCUGACAGCUUCCCCCCUCACUUCCUCCGCGGCCAUGCACGGGUUUCUGUCUUGCUUUAGGGACAAAACCACUUACG